Plenodomus lingam JN3 is the source of this 726-nucleotide messenger RNA. RefSeq lists its product as uncharacterized. The record is from RefSeq and is a predicted model, not a curated record. Lineage: Eukaryota; Fungi; Ascomycota; Dothideomycetes; Pleosporales; Leptosphaeriaceae.
AUGCUGGUGUGCAUCAAUAGUCGACCUCGCAUCGAAAACCUGAAUCGUAGUCGACCGUUGCACCUUCGCCAUGCUAAGAAUGGCAAUGGGAAGACAGGUACAGCCAAGUGCUUUCAUCAUGUCAAACGAACUCUAAAGCCUCAGAAGGAGUCAAUUGGCAAUGGGCGCCUUUUGACAGUUAAAGAAUAUGCAAAAGGACAAGACAUGACACAAAGCGAGGAAACUGUUGCGGUAAUGGUAGGGCUGGGCAAGCUAAGUUUUGCAACAUUCCCCGCCAACGGUGAUCCAUCACAAUUCCUUCCUGCGGGAACGCUGCAUAUCACUCACCUUGCAGCUCGUUUCAUUCCAACCCACACUUUUGGUAGCUUUGCAAAGAUUAUACCGACUAUACUCUACAAACAAUCGCUUCGCCACCCUCAGCGUCAGGGGCACUUGCAUCGCCCCGCUGAUCAGCAAAGGAUGGUACGAUGUCGAUACUCAAGGAUCAAGAAACAAGCCUCCUACAGUAGUACUCAAUCCGGCAAGAAAAUAGUCCACCUACCGUGGUGGGUCGGCCGCUAUAAGUUACUGUGUAUGUACAUACAGUACAUCCAGAACCCCCAAAAUGACUCUCGCAAAAAAGCAAACGGCACCAUCAAGAUGAAGGUACCACCCAAAGUCGGCCCUUUGCCCAACACUUCUCAGGCCACGGGAUUUUUCUCCCAAGCACAAACACUUGGCGCAUGA